AUUUGACUCUCUCUCUCUCUCCCUCUCUCUCUCUCUCAACUGUUCGAUUCGAAUUAUGAGCGUCAAUGGCAACCUACUCCACCACUCUCUCACCUUCCACUGCCUUCCAUCUUUCCCCAAAUCUCCCAGUCAAUUCCCCAUCGCUGCCGCGGCUUCAUCCCGCCACAAUUCCUCCCACUUUUCAGGGCUUCGUUCCUCAACCUUCCUUUAUCAUCCAGCCUCUGGUGGAUUAAGUAGAUUCUCAUUAAUCAGCAAGUAUGCUCCUGAUAAUCUAUCAUCAUUCGAGCACGAAUCUGAUUCCCCUAAGAUUCAGGAGAAAGUUUCCUUACUCACCAUUUUGAAAGGAGCGAAUUCUUUUCUGCCUCAAGUGGUUCUAGCCAGCACAAUAUUGGCUCUUGUGUACCCGCCUUCAUUCACUUGGUUCACUAACAGGUAUUAUGCUCCAGCAUUAGGCUUUCUGAUGUUCGCUGUUGGAGUUAAUUCAAGCGAGAAGGAUUUUCUCGAAGCGUUUAGGAGACCAGCAGCCAUUUCUGCUGGCUACAUUGGACAGUUUGUCAUAAAGCCCCUCUUUGGAUAUAUUUUUGGCACGAUUUCAAUGACAAUCUUCGGUCUCCCAACUCCCCUAGCUGUUGGGAUCAUGUUAACGUCUUGUGUCAGUGGGGCGCAGCUCUCGAAUUAUGCCACAUUUUUGACCGAUCCGGAAAUGGCUCCUCUUAGCAUCGUCAUGACAUCUCUGUCCACUGCUUCAGCAGUCUUUGUCACACCCUUCUUGUCGUUACUACUUAUCGGGACUAAGCUGCCCGUUGAUGUGAAAGGAAUGGUUUCCAAUAUUCUGCAGAUUGUUGUCACUCCUAUCGCCACCGGGUUGCUCUUGAAUAGAUUCUUUCCUAAACUUUGCACUGCAAUUCGUCCAAUUCUGCCUCCUCUCUCAGUGUUUGUGACUUCACUAUGCAUUGGAGCGCCACUUGCUAUCAACGUUGAAUCAGUGAUGUCCCCUUCUGGAAUUUCAGUGCUGCUGCUGGUGAUUGCAUUCCAUCUGUCAGCAUUCAUUGCUGGAUACUCCCUCACCGGUCUAGCUUUUCGUGAUCUGCCUGAUGUAAAACUUCUGCAAAGAACACUAUCAUACGAAACAGGCAUGCAGAGCAGUCUUUUAGGCCUGGCGCUUGCCAAUAAGUUCUUCGAAGACCCUCUCGUCAGCAUCCCCCCGGCUAUCUCCACUGUGAUUAUGUCGUUGAUGGGAUUCUCCCUUGUGAUGCUGUGGGCUCGAAAGAAAGAGGCUGCUGCCUAAUGAGACAGCAAGAUACAGUUUUUCAUGUUGUUGGAGGUGGAGUGUGACUCACAACUCUAUUACGCUGACAUAAACUCUCUCGAGGCAUUGGAGACAAAGAAAAGAUGGCGAGCGCGAGAGAGCUACCCACAAAAACUGUUGGUCGUAUGGUUUCUUGAUUCAAAGCUUUUACACAUAUGUCUAAUGGUAUGUUUGCAGAAACUCCUGACAAGUUGAGAGUUUAUUAAGGCUAGCUUGAUGAUGUACCAAAACAGAGUAGAAAGGAUAAAAACAAAGUAUUUGGCCUUUUUGGUCGAUUGUAUUUGUUAAUAUGAACAUGAACACAAAUUAGGGGACCAAUUGAUGUGUAACUACUACUAGUGUUAUUAUUAUUACUAUAGAAUCACUUAUUUAUAUUUCAAA
Molecule: messenger RNA, 1690 nt
Organism: Salvia splendens (bonfire salvia)
Lineage: Eukaryota; Viridiplantae; Streptophyta; Magnoliopsida; Lamiales; Lamiaceae
Product: probable sodium/metabolite cotransporter BASS5, chloroplastic
Exons: 9
Coding region: 56-1288 (410 amino acids)
Cellular component (GO): membrane
Source: RefSeq, a predicted model, not a curated record